Diabrotica balteata is the source of this 1197-nucleotide messenger RNA. The record is from the annotation of a GenBank genome assembly. NCBI's taxonomy places the organism in Eukaryota, Metazoa, Arthropoda, Insecta, Coleoptera, Chrysomelidae.
GAUAUUUAUUUCCCAUUUAAUAAAUGAAAACUUAGUAUACUACAAUCUUUAUCAAACAAUGAAACCCAUAUUCAAGAAACUGUCGUAAAAAUUGAGAAUUCUAUUUGUAAUUACUUUGGCGGGUUUUAUACAAACAAUAGUUUAAUGGCCGCAGAAGUGAAGGUUUCGGAUGGAGUACCAUUCAGAAUAUAGACGCUGUCAAAGUUGGUGUAUGAAUAUCUCAAGGCUGAAACCCUGAAAAUGUCUGCAGUUUGUUCUACACAGCAUAUAUACCUUAAAAAGGAGCAAACAGCAGUGCCAGAUAGUACAACUUCAGUAGAGAUGCUAGAAUUUUCAGUAGGAAAUGAGGUGCUGGUCAAACAGAAGGAUGACAGGUAUUACUUUGGGACAGUGGUUCAAGUGAAUGCCAUUAGAGAACAGUGUUUGGUGAAGUUUGGAGACAAUACCUACAAUUGGUCAGGUUUUAAAGAUCUCACCAAAUUGAGUACUCCAGAGCAGGAAGAUCUAUGUGUGGUGUGUAAGAAAUCUGCUCCCAAGAAUAGGCAGGAGAUUACUGUUUGUGAUCAGUGUGGAAGAGGAUAUCAUCAGAAGUGUCAUGUACCAGAGAUACCCAGCAGUUGUCAAAAGGAGGGUGCAACUUGGAUGUGUAAACGUUGUAUUGAUAGUGAACCACAGAGACUGAAAAAGAGUGAAGUGAGGCACCAAAGGAGAGAUUCCCUAAGGAGUGUAACUUCUUCCAUCAACCAUGAUAGUCAAGUGAUGCCUUCAUCUACCACAAUACGGAUAUUACCUUAUGAUUUAAAUUCAUUAAAUUGGGACACAUAUCAUAGAGUAAAUAGUGAACAAAUAUAUUGUUACUGUGGAACUAAUGGGGAAUGGUACAAACAGAUGCUUCAAUGUAGCAGGUGUAGGCAAUGGUUCCACGAAAAAUGUCUGGAUUGUCUACAAUAUCCUUUGUAUUGUGGUGAUAGGUUUUAUGUAUUUGUUUGUUCGAUAUGUAACCAUGGCCAGGAUUUUGUAAGGAGAUUAGAAAUGAAAUGGGUUGAUUUAGUGCAUUUAAUGCUUUUCAAUUUGACUGCCUAUAAUUCCAAAAAGUAUUAUGAUCUAGAUUCAGUUGUUAUUCCUUAUAUCAACGACAAUUGGCAUGCUCUUCAGCUACCACCAAAGGUAAGAACUGUAAUAUUAUCACAACCUUAA